Oncorhynchus gorbuscha (pink salmon) is the source of this 2555-nucleotide messenger RNA. Its product is annotated as piggyBac transposable element-derived protein 4-like. The coding region runs from base 228 to 2333 and encodes 701 amino acids. The record is from RefSeq and is a predicted model, not a curated record. The transcript is spliced from 4 exons. Lineage: Eukaryota; Metazoa; Chordata; Actinopteri; Salmoniformes; Salmonidae.
GGGAGUCAGACACCUCGGUAGCUUGAUAGACAAAAUAGACGAACCAAUAAAGCUCUUUAGACGCUUUAGUGUAUAUUAGCCACUGUGUUUUAAACACAACACACUUCUGUCGUCUAGUUAGUUAUCAGAUUUAAUUUAAUAUUUGCGGUGUUGUUGUUAUUAGUCAGCUAGCUGACUGGUUUAGUUCACUAGCCUAGAUAGCUAACUGUUAGAUAACAUCUCUAACCAUGAGUUCACUAAGCUACUCUCCUCCUGAUGAAGAAGAUGAGGUCUGCUGGACGGAGAAAGAGGGUCUGUGGCUGAAUGUUGUCGUAAAAGAGGAGAAGGAAGAGGACCAUGUCACUAUACAAAAACAAGUAGAUGCGGAGGCCACGGGAUCUGUAAAUCUGGACAGUUGCUGCUCUGAUGAAAUUGAGAGUGACACAGAAGGAAUGGAUGAGGACUCUGUGAGUGACCACAGUUAUGAUUCCAGCGCGGAAGCGAUGUUUUUGGAAGGAAAAGAUCCACUUUUAGAUCAUGGUAGAGACUCUGACUCGGAUGACCUCUGGGUGCCACUCCAAAGAGACCACAGACCUCCAUCCCCUACUCAUUCAAACGUAGGAACUGGUUCCUCCAGUAUGACCCCUGCUGUCUCUGGCUCCACACCCACCCCGGCCCGGCCAUCUAGAGGUGUGAAGAAGUCAGCCCAGAAGCGGAGGAGGGCCAGUGAACCAGCAGCGACAACUACCACCGAGGCAGAGGAACAUUGGCACACUGUGCUAGAAGAUGACGUGGAGCCACAUUCACCAACAUUCAGACCGAAAAGGCAGCCAGGGCCUCAGCUGGACAUGACUGCAGAGUACAUCCCCCGUCAUCUUUUCCAGAUGUUUUUCUCCUUGUCAGUUCUUGAUUCGCUGGUUUCUAACACCAACAAGUAUGGGGCUAAGAAACAAGCAGGCAAGAAAGAGGCCUGGAAGCCCAUUUCCAUCCAAGAUCUGUACCGUUACAUCUCACUGGUAAUUUACAUGGGGUUGGUGAAGAUGAAAACCCUGAAGGACUACUGGAAAACGUCACCUCUCUACCAACUGCCUUUCCCCACCGCUGUCAUGUCUUCUAACAGGUUUCUGACUAUCUCGCGGGCGCUUCAUAUCAGCGACCCACACGUUGAUGAGGUCAAUGACAAGAAGAGAGGCACAGCAAGCUUUGAUAGGCUCUGCAAAAUCAAACCUCUCUACUCCAGCAUCGUUGAGGCCUGCAAGACCCAUUUUCAGCCCAGCCAGAACCUGUCCAUAGAUGAGAGGAUGGUGGCCUCGAAGGCUAGAAAUGGCUUCAAACAACAUAUGCCAAACAAGCAAACAAAACUGUUUGUUUUGGCCGAUUCUGUGUGUGCCUACACUUGGAAUGUGUUUGUUUAUGAGGGCGAAAGCAGUUUGGCGACCGGUAAGGGACUCCGUUCUGAUUCCGUUAUGGAGUUGUUGGAUGUUCCACUGCUUGGGACUGGCUUCAAACUGUUUGUGGACAACUUUUACACAAGCCCUGCCCUGUUCACAGACCUGAGGAAGCUGGACGUGUGGGCUUGUGGCACCAUUUGUCCCAACAGUAGAGGUUUUCCCAAAACCAAGGUGAACGACAUGCCUAAGAGGGCUGAGCGGGGGACCAUGCGAUGGAUUCGGAAACAUGACCUGCUCUUUGUAAAGUGGAUGGACGCCAGAGAGGUGGUCAUGUGCUCCAGUAUCCACAAAUCGUUCAGCGGCGAUCACGUCAACAGGCGUGUGAAGGACGCUAAUGAUGCAUGGACCACUAAAGAUGUCCCCAUUCCAGCUGCUGUGAAGGACUACAACAAGAACACGGGAGGAGGUGUGGACCUGUCAGACGCUCUGAUAGGCUACAACAAUGUUCUCCACAAGACAAUGAAAUGGUACAGGACAUUGUUCUAUCAUUUCAUCGACAUUGCCGUGGUGAAUGCAUUCAUCCUUCAUGAGGAAAUGGCUAAGAGCUGUGGACAGACCUCCAUGACACCUCUAGCCUUCAGAGAGCAGCUCAUCCGGGAGCUUGCUGACUAUGGCACAAAGGCCACUGCAGCACCUUCUGUCCGCUCUACUCCUGUCCCCUCUACUCCUGUCCCCUCUACUCCUGUCCCCUCUACUCCUGUCACCAGUGGUGUUCACCUGCCAACAUACAUCACUGCAGACCUGAAUGUGCCUCAGGGCCAAAAGAGCAAAGCAGUCAGGCGCCGUUGUGUUCUGUGCCACAGGAAAUCUCCCAUCGCCUGCACUAUUUGUGCUGUUACCCUCUGCUUCACAGCAGAAAGAGACUGCUAUGGGACUUGGCAUCAGCAGCACAAUCCUGUGUAGAUGACUGUGGGUUUAAAAAUAAAUCUAAUUGUUUGUUUUUUUCCUUCUCACUUUGUGGUGCGUUUAUGACAUUGGGUCAGUGUUGGCUGCUAACUUGGCCCUUAUCUUAAAUAGUUCUUCUGUGUUGGGAGACGUUGGAUCAGUGUUCUCGUCUCAUGUUAGUACCUUUUACGUAGAGAAGCUAAUGAUCCAUCAUGUAUGACAUUCCUGGGUGUGUGUCAA